GCGGAGCACGGGUCCCUCCGGUAAUAGAAUAGCCGAUGAAAUUUGACACUUCAACUUACUGCGACUCUAUUCACCGACUCAGCCGCUGACGUGCAGCCCAUUCCCGGUCAGUGGCCGUGAGGGGGGAGCGAGAUUUAACCGACGCGAGAGGCGAACACUAACCGAGGACUUUCUCCGCGUGAGGAACCGGGGCAGAAGACGUGAGGCGCUGGAGUGUUUCUCCGCCUGGUGUGUGGAUGGGCGGGGGGGGACAUUCGUGGUGAAGAAUCGAGGAUUGACGCCAACAUAGAGCGCUCCAGUUUAAUGGCUGGCAGGUAGAGGCCAAAGAGGGACAAUCAUCAUGAACUCUAUACCGUCGAUGGACAGACACAUACAGCAGACAAAUGACCGUCUGCUGUGUAUCAAACAGCACUUACAAAAUCCAGCAAAUUUCCAAACAGCAGCCACCGAGCUGCUGGACUGGUGCGGCGACCCCCGAGCCUUCCAGCGACCCUUUGAGCAAAGCCUGAUGGGAUGCCUAACGGUGGUCAGCCGCGUAGCAGCGCAGCAGGGCUACGACUUGGACCUGGGCUACCGGCUCCUGGCUGUGUGCGCUGCCAACAGGGACAAGUUCACUCCAAAAUCAGCAGCUCUCCUGUCCUCGUGGUGUGAGGAACUCGGACGCCUCCUCCUCCUCCGUCACCAGAAGAACAGGCAGAACGAGCCUCCGGGAAAAGUGCCCAUGCAGCCCCCCAUGAGCUCCAUGAAGCACGGCCUCUCGCACGGAGAUGGGUCUUUUCCCUACGACUCCGUUCCCUGGCAGCAGAACACCAAUCAGCCUCCAGGGUCGCUGUCUGUGGUGACCACCGUCUGGGGCGUGACCAACACCUCGCAGAGCCAGGUGUUGGGGAAUCCCAUGGCCGGCAACAACAAUCCAAUGAACCCUGGGGGCAACCCUAUGGGCUCGGGGAUGUCUGGUAACAACCAGGGGAUGAACUCACCUCAGUUCCCUGGUCCUCAGCAGCAGUUCCCCAACAAAGGCAACUCCAACCAGGGCUACAUGCAGCAGGGCAUGUAUGGACGACCCAACUACCCGGGAGGAGGAGGCUUCAGUGGAAAUUACCCUGGAGGGCCCAAUGCUGGACCUGGUGGAAUGGGCAUGCCUCAACACUCCCGUCCUCAAUCAGACUUCACCCAGCCGGCCGCUGCAGCCGCCGCCGCUGCAGUCGCUGCAGCCGCCGCCACCGCAACAGCCACCGCAACGGCUACUGUAGCUGCCAUGCAGGAAACCCAGAACAAGGACAUGAACCAAUAUGGGCCGAUGAGUUCCUCGUUCCAGAUGGGACCAAACCAGGCGUACAACAGCCAGUUCAUGAACCAGCCAGGACCCCGUGGUCCUCCGUCCCUCCCUGGGAACAUGGGCACAGGCAUGAGUGGAUCCAACAUGAGUGGGCCCCCCAUGGGAAUGAACCAGCCCAGGGUUCAAGGCGUGGGACCUUUCGUGGCCCACGGCCAAAGGAUGCCCCAGCAAGGUUAUGCAGGACCUCGGCCUCAGACCAUGGGUAUGCAGGGCAUGAAAAGACCGUACCCAGGGGAGCCAAGCUAUGGAGGACAGCAGUAUGGACCAAACGGCCAGUUCCCUAGCCAGCAGGGGCAAUACCCCCCACCCAACGCCUCCAGGCCGCUGCCGUCCCCCAACUACCCCGGCCAAAGGAUGCCAGGGCAGCAACUUCAGGGCCAAUACCCACCACCCAGCGGUGCCAUGGGCCAGUACUAUAAGCAGGAGCCACCGUUUAAUGGCCAAACAAAUAACUUCUCUGGGAGUGGUUAUCAGUACAGCCAGGGGAAUGUGAACGGGCCGCCCAGACCGGUGGGUAACUACCCUCACUCUCCAGUGCCAGGCAACCCCACCCCUCCGAUGACCCCAGGAAGUAACAUCCCUCCGUACCUGUCGCCAAACCAGGAUGUGAAGCCCCCCUUCCCUCCUGACAUCAAACCAAAUAUCACCGCUCUCCCUCCACCCCCAGCCAACCACAAUGAGGAGCUGCGCCUUACGUUCCCUGUGCGAGAUGGUGUCGUCCUAGAGCCUUUCAGGCUAGAGCACAACCUGGCUGUCAGCAACCACGUCUUCCACUUACGGCCCUCCGUAGCCCAGACGCUCAUGUGGAGAUCCGACCUGGAGCUGCAGUUCAAGUGCUAUCAUCACGAAGACCGUCAAAUGAACACCAACUGGCCGGCGUCGGUCCAGGUCAGCGUCAACGCCACACCGCUCACCAUCGAGAGGGGCGACAAUAAGACCUCCCACAAACCCCUGCACUUGAAACACGUAUGCCAUCCGGGGAGGAACACGAUCCAGAUCACAGUCACCGCCUGCUGCUGUUCGCACUUGUUUGUGCUGCAGCUGGUCCACAGGCCCUCGGUCCGCUCUGUCCUCCAGGGCUUACUGAAGAAGAGGCUCCUGCCUGCAGAGCACUGCAUCACCAAAGUUAAGAGGAACUUCAGUAGUGUAGCAGCAUCAUCGGGCAAUGCCCCGCUCAACGGGGAGGACGGCGUCGAGCAGACGGCCAUCAAGGUUUCCCUCAAAUGUCCGAUCACCUUCCGGCGAAUACAACUUCCAGCGAGAGGCCACGACUGCAAACACGUUCAGUGUUUUGAUUUGGAAUCAUAUUUACAACUAAACUGUGAGCGGGGGACAUGGCGAUGUCCUGUAUGCAAUAAAACGGCGUUGCUAGAAGGACUUGAAGUGGACCAGUACAUGUGGGGAAUCUUGAAUGCGAUACAAAACUCGGAGUUUGAGGAGGUGACCAUUGACCCGACGUGUAGUUGGCGGCCGGUGGCGAUCAAAUCUGACAUCCACAUCAAGGAGGAUCCGGACGGACCACUGGCCAAGAGGUUCAAGAUGAUGAGUCCCAGUCAGAUGAUCAUGCCCAAUGUGAUGGAGAUGAUUGCGCAGCUCGGCCCCGGACCCUCGCCGUACCCUCAGCAGGGGGGCAACAACAGCGAAUAUGGAGGCCAAGGUAACAGUUACCACGGGAGCUUUGACUUCCCUCACGGCGCCCCCGGUGGUUCGUCGAUGAAUGACUUCAUGCACGGUCCGCAGCUGUCUCACCCGCCUGACAUGCCCAACAGCAUGAUGACCCAGGACAAGCCACUCUCCCACAACAUGCCAGACUCGUUACCUCACUCUGCCGGCAAUGACCAAUCGCAUGGUCCACUGCAGCAGAGCUUACAUUCGUCUCCACACCCUGGCAGCCAAUCAGGGCAGCACCUACACCACAGCGGUCCUCCCCUGCCCUCGCGACUAGGUCCGCCUUCUCAGCAGCAGCAGCAACACCAACACCAACAACAACAACAGCAACAACAACAGCAACAACAACAGCAGCAACAGCAGCAACAGCAGCAACAACAGCAACAGCAACAACAGCAACAACAACAACAACAGCAGCAGCAGCAGCAGCAGCCCGGCCCCAACAACCAUCCCCACCCCGACCUGACCUUCAACCCCUCCAGCAGUUUGGACAGCCAGUCUGGGUCGGACAUGCCCGAGCCAUCUUUAGACCUCCUCCCAGAACUCGCGAACCCAGACGAGCUGUUGUCGUACCUGGAUCCCCCGGAUCUGCCCAGCAAUAGCAACGACGACCUUCUGUCGCUCUUCGAGAACAACUGAGGCGAUUCAGACACACAGAAACUCUUCUGACCGUCCUGCAGUUUCCCUGGGAGCCCGGGGCCGGUCGCUCAGUACUUGAUAAACACAAAGAUGCACUCCCUUUCUCUUCUUCCUCUUGUACAGUUUUCAUUCGCCAGCGCAGAUUUGACUGAAAGAGGCUCGAGCUCAAAGACUCAGCGGGAUGCUCACCCCGCGGCGACACCUCCUGAACUGUGCAGCUCUACUCAAGUUGAUUUUUUUAACGCCACACACAGGUUGUAUGUGUGCACAUUAGAAACGUGCUGUAGCAUUUUUUUAUCCAUGUUUUGUUUCCUUUUGAGAAGAAAAACGAAUUAACUGAAAGGAAAAAACCCGGAAAAAGAACAGAAGAAAAAAAACCUGCCCUAUCUGGCCAGUGUGCGUUCUGUCCAUGUUGUUAUUCCAAUGGGAGAGGCCACAGCUUCCUGGUGUCACAGCUCCAUUCCCCCCCGACUGGUCUCCUUAGUCGCACUGGUUCGUCCGCCACACAUCAUUUAAAAGCACAAGAGAUUUUGGCAAUGCAAAAAAAGAAACACAAUUAUCAGUCUGUACAAAAAGAAGAAAAAAAGAUCAGUUGGAUCUGUGUAAAUUUGUCUGUUUUUCUAAAAAUAAACAUUUUGCUCUUCUGUCAACAUUUAAAAAAAGAUUUUAAGAACGAUCGGCUUCCACUUUGUCUACAAAUUGUAAUACAUACAUAUUUUUGUCAAAAAGAGAUAUAUCCACACUUUGAGGGUUAACAACUGGAACGGAGAAGAGUUUGGCCUCAAUGACAAGAAGAGAAUCAAAGUUUAUAUCAGCAUACACAUCCUUCUACAUGUUGUAUAGUCAUCAUCCUCCUGUGCGGGGAAGUGAUUUUUAAUGGAAAUGAAAGGUACAACGUGAGAGGUUGGGGUUCCUGUGACGAUCCUGCUGCGUCUACUGCUUCCUGUUCUAUCUCCUUCCAUGCCCUUUGCUCUGCAUGAGCCCCAGUGUUGCUCGGGUCAGCGUUUUUUGCAAAGUUGCAUCUCUUUCCCUGUUAAAUGAUGUGCUGUUUAAGUAUUCUACAAAAGUGCAUGUGUGCCAAGCCCUUGUCUAGUGCUGUUCCAAGUGGUUUUUAAAAAAAAAAGAAAAAAAGAUAGUGUGGUUUUUAUCAGUUGCUGUUUCCACAACUCUUUUGUUUGUACGUUUGUUUUUUGAUUUCUGUCAGAUUUAGUAUGAUUUAUUUAACACUAACACUGAAGGGAUAAUGCUGAUGUCAGCGAUACAUUUAUCAUGUAUUUGCCGGAUAUUCUGUAUUAUAUGUAUUUUUUUUGUUUGUUUUUUCCUUGUUUUUUGUUGCUGCAUAAUUAAAACUAUCCACAAAUCUUUUGGGAAACUGCUUCAACAUCACCAAAGUUGGAGGGAUGAGAAUGGAGACGUUUGUGUUUGCUCGGUCCUGUGCAGGUCUGCGAUGUGUGUGUGUGUCUGUAUGUGUGUGUGAGAGAGAGAGAGAGAGUGUGUGUGUGUGUGUGUGUGAUGGGAGGUAAUGUUGAUUUCAAAGAUAUAGGAGAGGACAAAUACAGUUUUAUCCAUCACUGCUGUUGAAGAAGUGUUUUUUAGAGGCAGUAUUGGCGCAGACCUUUUCGCCACGUUUGUUUUCAUUUUCACUUUCUGAGAAGAGUGCUGUCCAGUAUGCAAAUGUAUUAUUUUUUAAGAAAUGCUAUUGUACUGUAAAUAUCAUUGUGAAUAUUUUUGUAUCAUCUCGAUAAUAUUUGUCCUUUUGAUCAUUAGUCGUCCAACGUAACCACAUAGUGCUCCCCAGACUCCCACCGGACCACUGACUUUUGUUUGUAACCAGCAUACGUCAGCUGUCUCGCCUCCUCGCCGUCGGGGGGGAGGCUAGUCCAAACGUCUCAUAAGCUAUAUCCUGCGGGUCGUUGUGCUUUCUUGUCACUUUCCCUCCCACUCCCCCCCCCCCCCCCCCCGGCGUCAGCCCAGGGUCAUCGUGUCGCGUCACUUUCAGUUCUCACACCUCAACCUCUGUUUUGAAGCAAUAUUGUUCUUCCACGCUCUGAUGUGUUUUAAUUUGAAAAAAUCCUCAUGAACUUUGAUGUUGACAUCAGUGAUACGGCGCAGCAGUGGUUUCAGAGGACGUGGUGUCAUCUGGCUUUCAGUGUAAUUAGUGAGCUAUGUGAAUAUGAUAAUUGUUGCUAAUUGUCGAUACACAGUGGUAUUUUAAAGAUAUAUCACAACCAUAUUUUAAAGAAAUUCAUCAUAUUGUUUAUAUUUUUGUUAUAGAAAAAUGUGGCUUUUUAAAAAGCAUGAGACCAUAUACAUUUUUUUGGGUAAAUUAUUUUGUACUGGUUUUCAUAUUAAUCUGUAAGGCUAGAAAUCCAAUUUCUUUCAACUGUAGCAUCGCGCUGAUUCAACUGCCCUGGUUUUUGUCUAAACAUGGUUUUAAAUGUCAUUUUAAGAGAAUAUUGUUUGUUUGUUGAGUCGCAAGCAGACGUCAAAUCAAAAGUCUUGUAACAAUUCAUUGCUGCGUUUAAAUUUUUUUCUGAAUUGAAACUCUCCAUCCAUCCCACGGAAGCCAUGGUUUUGUCUCGAGCGAGCCAGUUCGGUGUAUUAGGCAGCAGCCCGAGUCUGUAGUUGCACAAUCACAAUAAAGGGCCAUUUUCUGGGGGACGUUGUUUCGAAAACAGAAGAAAACACAAAAAAUUACAGAGAGGAGGGAUGUUGAGGCCGAGGCUGAGUCAAACGUCCCGAGAAUGCCUGUAUAUAUGUAAAUGACUAUAGAGACAUGUGAACAGAAAUGUAUUCAUUUUCCCUGGGAAUGUGCAUUGUUUCUUCAGAAUAAUAAAAAGCUUGCAACCCCCUCUACUGGAAGUGGCUGAAUAUGAAAAACGUGCUAGCUAGUGUCUGUGGGUUAUCUCAACAUUUCGUUCCCUCUCUGUAAUAUACUUUCACCCUUUUUUUUGUUCGGGGAACCGCGACAGCUAUGUUUGUUUUUGUUUUUAUCUUUAGCCUACGUGUUCUAGUCUUAUCACCUGCGUACUCUGAGUACUAAAGCUGAAAAAAACUACGAAAAAAAACGCUGUUACAAAGACAAAACGCUCAGUGGGGGAGGAGAGGUGGUGUGUGGGGGAGGGGGGUCCAGAAGAUUGUAACCAAAUCCAUAGUUUGUACAAUUUUUUGAUAUCAUGAACAGCUGGAGAAAUGAUCCAACUGAAGGUGAUUCAUGCCACGUGGCCAUUGUCUCUGUUUGUACAUUGUAUGUACAAUCAUUUCAUAUUCUAAACUGGUCAGAAAAUAAAGGAACUAAUUGUGAUUUUUAGUCUUGCAGAACUGUAUGUAGUUAGAUGAUGUGACAACCUAAUAUUUAUCUAAUAAAUAUGUAUUCAGAUGAUA
This is a messenger RNA of Pleuronectes platessa (European plaice), 7030 nucleotides long. RefSeq names its product zinc finger MIZ domain-containing protein 1. The record is from RefSeq and is a predicted model, not a curated record. Gene Ontology annotation, molecular function: SUMO ligase activity; zinc ion binding. Gene Ontology annotation, biological process: protein sumoylation; regulation of transcription by RNA polymerase II. NCBI's taxonomy places the organism in Eukaryota, Metazoa, Chordata, Actinopteri, Pleuronectiformes, Pleuronectidae. The coding region runs from base 341 to 3646 and encodes 1101 amino acids. The transcript is spliced from 23 exons.